Messenger RNA from Angiostrongylus costaricensis, 429 nucleotides. The record is from the annotation of a GenBank genome assembly. Lineage: Eukaryota; Metazoa; Nematoda; Chromadorea; Rhabditida; Metastrongylidae.
AUGUCUUCUGCACCGAAGAAGUCCGAUGAAACGGUUGACGAGGAUGCCACUGAAAUGCGAUUUCCUAAAGAAUUCGAAUCACGAAAUUGCGACGCGCUACUAACGUCGGAAGUUUUCUUAUUGUUGGAGCACCGACGACAGCAGAAUGAAGCAAAAGACGAAAUUGACACUACGAGUGAAGUCUUCGUCAAGACUCUCAACUACGCCCGUCGUUUAUCUCGGUUCAAAAACCGCGAAACAAUUAAAGCUGUACGCGCUAUAUUCUCCCAGAAACCUCUGCACAAGUUUGAGGUGGCUCAAAUCAUCAAUCUAUGUCCCGAAACAGCUGAGGAGGCCAAGGCACUCAUUCCUUCACUGGAGAAUAAACUUGAAGACGACGAUCUUGACGAAAUCCUAAGGGAUUUGCACACCAAGAAGACUUUUCAGUAG